Theobroma cacao (cacao) is the source of this 792-nucleotide messenger RNA. RefSeq names its product small ribosomal subunit protein uS9-like. NCBI's taxonomy places the organism in Eukaryota, Viridiplantae, Streptophyta, Magnoliopsida, Malvales, Malvaceae. The record is from RefSeq and is a predicted model, not a curated record. Gene Ontology annotation, biological process: translation; maturation of SSU-rRNA from tricistronic rRNA transcript (SSU-rRNA, 5.8S rRNA, LSU-rRNA). Gene Ontology annotation, molecular function: structural constituent of ribosome; RNA binding. Gene Ontology annotation, cellular component: ribosome; cytosolic small ribosomal subunit.
CCCACACUCUCAUAUCUUAUUACACUCUACUCCCAACCCUUGAGCCGCACUUUCUCUUAAACUCAAAGGAACGCUUCACGAAAACCCUAAACAUGGCGGCUCCAGUCGAGUCCGUUCAAUGCUUCGGCCGCAAGAAAACAGCCGUCGCCGUCACCUACUGCAAGCGCGGCCGUGGCCUAAUCAAGAUCAACGGCUGCCCAAUAGAGUUGGUUGAGCCCGAGAUCCUCCGCUACAAGGCUUACGAGCCAAUCCUCCUCCUCGGACGACAUCGUUUUGCCGGAGUCGACAUGAGGAUCCGAGUCAAAGGUGGAGGUCACACAUCUCAGAUUUACGCAAUCAGGCAAAGCAUAGCCAAAGCUCUGGUGGCGUUUUAUCAGAAGUUUGUGGAUGAGCAGAGCAAGAAGGAGAUUAAGGAUAUCUUGGUUAGGUACGACCGAACCCUGCUCGUUGCGGAUCCGAGAAGGUGCGAGCCCAAGAAGUUCGGUGGACGUGGCGCUAGGGCUAGGUUUCAGAAAUCUUACCGUUGAAGAAAGAAACACAAAAGAGAGAGAGAUAGGGAGGUUCACUUUUUGUGGUGUUAUUUUUGGUACUUUAGAGUAUGGUUUAAGGUUUAAAACAAUGGUCUUUUGGGCUAUUUAAAUGCUAUGUUAUUGUUGCUUUGAAUUUAAAGUUGUUGAAUCUUAGGGGUAUUAUUUUAAAGUUUUGCUAUGGGAUUUUAUAGUAUUUUUGUUGAAUUAAGAGUAGCUUUGUCUUGAAUAUUUUGUUAUUGUUGUGCUUUUCUUUGAUUGAAAA